AUGGAAGAGAAUAAAGUUCAAAAAUUAGAUAGAAAUAGGUCUAUUAAUCAUUUAACUCAACUAAAUGAAGAAAUUCCAAAGUCUAGCCAUCUUAAUGGCUCAUCCGAGAAAACUUCUAAAGCAAAUUCAGCAAAUACAAAUCAUUCAACCGAUAAAUCUACUGAAAUUAAAUUUCAAUCUAUAACAGAGAAAACCUUAAAGCAAUCAUCAGAAACGAUACUUGAUUUUUCCCCAAUUACUCAGCAACCCAUGGUAAAUUUUAAUGUUUCCAUUAAGGGUGUUUCUUGUUUGGACUAUUCAGAAUCAAUCAUAUGGAUGCCUAAAUUUUCUGAAGUAGCUACAUCUGCGUCUUGUACCCCUGGCUUAGAAUGUCUAUCACAGCUUGAUCAAGUUCUAAUUCAUCCUAUAAUUGACAAACUUGAAUUAUUAUCAGCUACUAUUCAAAGUAAAUACGACAUCAAAAAUAAAGACGGACAAAUGAUAUUUAAAGGCAUUGAGGAUAUUUCAGCAAGUUUAAUCAGAUAUUCUGGAUAUGAUUGCAUCGCCAUCGAUCUCUAUGACUGCUAUCAAACUAAAGUUCUUCGCAUAUCUCGUACUACAUCCGAUAAUUUAUGUUUUGCAACCAAUUUCUACAAUCUAAAUAUAAUUAGCCCACCUGAGAAUAUAAUUGGUGGCCUUUCACAUCAAAUUAAUACAGAAUUGCUUAAAGAAAUUAUUCAUAAUGGAAAUAACGUAGGUAAUAUUACAAAGCAAACGCCAGAAAAUGGGAAUCUAGUUGGCAAUGUAGAAGUUAAUUGUAAGUUUAUUUGUGGGUAA
This is a messenger RNA of Trichoplax adhaerens, 816 nucleotides long. RefSeq lists its product as uncharacterized. Gene Ontology annotation, cellular component: plasma membrane. Bases 1 to 816 code for a protein of 271 amino acids. Lineage: Eukaryota; Metazoa; Placozoa; Uniplacotomia; Trichoplacea; Trichoplacidae. Gene Ontology annotation, molecular function: phospholipid scramblase activity. The transcript is spliced from 5 exons. The record is from RefSeq and is a predicted model, not a curated record. Gene Ontology annotation, biological process: plasma membrane phospholipid scrambling.